GUCAAGAAUUCAGCGACGAAAAGGAUGAAUCAAGAGGUAGUGGGAAUCAAUUCCAGGUCUUGAACUACGGGGUGACAUUUGUAUCGAAAGGACAGGGGGGUUUGUUGAGGGAAUUGACUAGGGUGUUGAAGAGUUAUAACGCGUUUUUCGGUUCAAGAAGUGAGGGAGAACGACAUUGAUGAAAUGUGGCGGGGAGACUACGCCGGAUGAGUUUGGGAAAGAAGGGAAGAAGGAGUUGAUGAAGGAGAACUAUGCGGCUUAUUGGACCGUUCUGGCUUCCAAUGUGGAGGACUUAGCAGCUUGCUUGUUAGAGGAUGAUUGGGGCGGGAUCAAGGCAUCAGAUCAAGGGGAUUCUGUGGUGUGGAAUGUGACCUCGGAUAGAUUGAAAUGGGGUAAUGAUUUCUUGAAGAAGAGGUUGAAGAAAGGUGACAGUGUGGAUGCCAGUCCAGCUACUCUGAGAAGGAGCAGAAGGGUUAAGAGGUUGACGAGAAGUUCUGAAAAAGUGGCUCUUGGGAUCCUAUCUGGGGUAGUCAAAAGUUUCUUUCUUCUGUACAAGUCCUACUGUGAACUCUAAAGCAGUGGAGAAGUUUUGCAGCCUGUUGCCUGCAGAAAUCGUCCUUGCUUCCCUGGAUGGAUUUAGUAAGUUCAAUUUGUUUACAAUUGCUGUGGUUAGCAGUUCUGAACUAUUUCAUACCGUCGAUGAAUCGACGAAUCUUGAACAUUUUAUCGAUUCGGUUUGUUGACAACACUGGUCUAGGGUUAGGAAAUUAAUACAGAGGAUCCAAUCAUAUGUAUGGAUAGGAAUGACCACUAAAGAAAGAUGGUAAGAAUCACUAUGGAGAGUAGAGGGAAAAGAUGACCAAAAUUAUUAUUAUACAUGAUCCAACAAUUUGGUGCCAAAAAUGAUAAAGAUGAUUUGAUUCUCUUUGACUUGGGUUGCAGUGGUUACAAUAUCUAUCAUUGUGGCCCAUAUUCCUUUUCCCUAUAUAUAUAAUUUUCCAUGGACAAUCAUUUCCCUUUUAAUCAAAUCUCUACCCCCACCAACCAUAUAAUCACUCUUCCUUCAUGUCUUUUUGUGACUAGAUAUGUGAAAGGACACCUAAAAUUUUGUUAAUAUAAUGGUCUUCUUGCCUCAUAAUAUGUCGUUGUGCAAUUGCAUCCAUCUUUUAGUAUUAUCUAAAGACGAUUGAUGUUGUGAUAUCGGUAUUUUCUUCGUUGUGAAAAUCGAAAAAUUAAUAACUGAGAAAUUCUCGCAUCAAUUUAAGCAAGAUGCACUAUUAUUUUGUCUAGUGCAUCCUAUAUAAGAUGAGAUUAACUAGUCAAAAAGAGCACAAGGGGGGAGAGAAUGAGGUAGAAACCCAAAAGGCUGGGUUCCCUAACUCUCACCAAAUUAGCUGGUUACAUGAGUAAAGGAACUUAGGGGAGUUAUUAACAACAAGAGAAAGUAUGAUUAAUCCUAUAAUCAUCAAUUCAUUAGUAACCAUGGGAAGUCCAACAACUCCCUCAAUGAUUCUCUAAUGAACCGAUUAUAUAUUAAUACUCUUUAAGUUGAUUAGUUCCCACACACCCCUUAAUUAAUUUAUUUGGCUUGACUCUUGAUCACAUCAAACCCCAUCUCGGUUGGAUCGGUCGCCUGAAGCUCAUAAUGGAUCCCAUCCAAUGCUCCCUUCACUCCGAUCUUUGAUGUUGCGUAUAACAUCUUUGCUUUGAUCCUCGACGCCGCAGGUGCCCUGAACCAAACAACAUGAAGAAUCGGUUAGGUUCAAAACAAAUUUUGGACUCGCAAAACAUAUGGCAAAUUCAUUCGAGCAUCAGCUAGUUUAAGACAUUCGUUGCAAAUUGAAGAUCCAUAUAAAAUGUUUUUGAUGAUCGAUAUCACAAAUCGAAUUCAAGAGAAUUUUUCAAUGAUUUGCUUUUCUACAUAUAAAGUAUUGACAUAAAGUAGAAUAAAUUGUAACCAAGUAAAUGUUUCUCUAUAAUACACUAUGCUUCCCAACAAACCAAACUUUUCUCCCCCCAAUUUGGUGCAACAACUGUAGACCAAGACUCGAUGACUCUGCACCUAAAAUAACAAUGGUUGGUGCAACUUAUUAUAAUUCUUAGGCAUGAUAUCCCAAAAGGCAUAAACUUUGUCCAUAAACACAAAUUAUGAUUCCAAUUUGCAAAUAGUGUUAUCACAUCCAAUUUCUUUAGAAAAGAGUUCAAACAAUAUCGAUUUGCACGAAAGUUCAACAGAUAAUUCGAUUUCACAUCAAAAUCCAUAUUCAAUUACUAACGAUUGUAAUUUGUAAAAUUGUACCGGAGAUUAUCAUAACUAAAUAAAUAAAAUUCUAAAAA
This is a messenger RNA of Linum trigynum, 2337 nucleotides long. NCBI's taxonomy places the organism in Eukaryota, Viridiplantae, Streptophyta, Magnoliopsida, Malpighiales, Linaceae. The record is from the annotation of a GenBank genome assembly.